Molecule: messenger RNA, 836 nt
Organism: Triticum dicoccoides
Lineage: Eukaryota; Viridiplantae; Streptophyta; Magnoliopsida; Poales; Poaceae
Exons: 1
Coding region: 253-552 (99 amino acids)
Source: RefSeq, a predicted model, not a curated record
CGUAUCAUCCCACACGCCACGCCAUUGCCUGCCUGCCUGCCUACACGCGCGCACCCCUCCAGCUCCAGGGACGACGACGGUCGCCACUCUACUUCGACACCUCUCCUCCCGUCGCCUCCCUUUCUUCCACCCAUCCCGUCAAACGCAGCCUCGAUCACCACCGUUAUCUCCUCCCCUCGCCCCCUGUCUCGUCCAUCACUCGUUCCUUCCUAGCUAGCAGCUAGCCACCUUUUCCCAGGUGAACCAGGAGGCAUGGGUGGCGGCGUCGUCAGGUGCUGCGUCAAGAUCCUCGCGCUGCUCUCGCUCGUCCCGCUCGCGCUCAGGGCCGGCUCCCUCCUCGGCCACGUCGUCGCGCCUCCGCCCUCAUCGGCCCGGCCUGCAGCCGCCGCCAGGAGCGCGAGCGUCGUCGUCUCCCGUUCGGCGCACGGCAAGACGCCGGAGGGUGCUGCUCUGGCCGCCGCGAGGCCACGGAGCGGCGCCGGCGGAGGCGUGUUCGGCGACGACAAGAGGAUGGCGCCGUCGGGGUCCAACCCGCUGCACAACCGAAGAUGAGCCGUCGCCGCUCCUCCUCGCUCGCUCGCUCGCCGAUGCAUGUAUGAAUUCGACGAUGUUCUCUGCUCUGCUCUGCUAUUGCCUCGGUAGUAGCUGCUUCUUCGUAUGAUUGAUUGCACUUGCACGUGAUGGUGUAUACUACAACACAUAUAGUACUACAAUAUAUACGUAUUACUUCUUCAGGUUGGUUGCAUGUCUGUACAUUUGUAGCUGCACAUGUAUUGUUUCUGCUGUGUUAUCUAUGUGUUCUACGGAGAAUCCUUCAUUCGCAGCUCUGAAGCUGU